Molecule: messenger RNA, 5105 nt
Organism: Aricia agestis (brown argus)
Lineage: Eukaryota; Metazoa; Arthropoda; Insecta; Lepidoptera; Lycaenidae
Gene: par-1
Product: serine/threonine-protein kinase MARK2-like
Exons: 22
Coding region: 162-2873 (903 amino acids)
Biological process (GO): protein phosphorylation; intracellular signal transduction; microtubule cytoskeleton organization
Cellular component (GO): cytoplasm
Molecular function (GO): ATP binding; protein serine/threonine kinase activity; tau-protein kinase activity
Source: RefSeq, a predicted model, not a curated record
UCGAGAGAGGGCGUUUCGACGCGAGUGAACUAAAAAAAGUGUUAAAAUUGUGUAAAAAUUGAAUGCGUGUGUGCAAGUGAUACCAGGAUCACAGUUUCGUGAGGAGUUACAGUGUUUAAAUAAUGGUAGCGAUAUAGACUAUAAAUGGAUCUCAAAUAAACAUGGAGAGAAAACUUACCAGAGAGGACUUCAUGAGGAAGAGCUUCAGGGCUCCGAAGGUGUCUCCGGCGCCCGAGCAGCCGGUAUCCAUAAAUGGGGCUCCGCCCCCGUCUCCAGUGUCCCUGGCGAUGCUAGAGAGGCCCCCACAGCCGCGAGCAGAGUACGAAGUGACCACAUCAGGGAUAGCACCCAAAAGACUAGAGCUGAACAGAGCACAUCCCAUACAUCUCAAAUCAUUUCAAGAUCCAGAAGACCCUAUAGCUCCCCCGUCAGACGAUGUGCUUAGAAAGCUGGAAAGGCAGAUUGGGGAGAUGGAGCGAGGGUUGGAGAGAGCACAGAAUGGGACAGUAGAAGUGGAUGAACGAGUAAGGUACGCGGAGCAUGAAAACCUAUUAAGGACUGGGGUAUCAUCUGUCGGAGGAGGUGGUUACUUACCGGCGGAUUCUGACACGGAACACGAUGUGGUACCGUUCAAUAGGAACGAGAGUACCAGGAGUAGUACUGGGGCAACAGCGCCCGUCGUGCGACCGGCUACCAGGCUCGCACGAACGAAUUCGGAUACCCAACAGCAUACGGUAGCGGCGACUGCGCGGCUAAUGAGGAAGUUGGCUGAUGGGGGUACUAAAGAUGAGAAGACCAAGGUGAUUUCCCGGAAGGCGAUCCAGGCGAGGAUGGAGAGAGUGAAGAAUUCGGUGGUGGGGACCAAACAUGAGCACAGAGUGCUCGCGGAGCACAGGAACGAGCCGAGCCCAAGGAGUCCCACGUCGCCGGUGCCGCGCCGCGCGUCGUCACAGAGCGCGUCGGAGACGUCGGCGACGGCGGGCAGCGGGUCGGGGGGGACGCGGGUGUCGUCGCGCUCGCGGGCGUCCGAGGAGCCGCAUAUCGGCAAGUACAAGCUCCUCAAGACUAUCGGGAAGGGCAACUUCGCGAAGGUAAAGCUCGCCAAGCAUGUGCCGACCGGCAAGGAGGUCGCCAUCAAGAUCAUCGAUAAGACGCAGCUCAACCCCGGCUCGCUGCAGAAGCUGUUCCGAGAGGUGCGGAUAAUGAAGAUGCUGGACCACCCCAACAUUGUGAAGCUGUUCCAGGUGAUAGAGACGGAGAAGACGCUGUACCUCGUGAUGGAGUACGCGUCGGGGGGAGAGGUCUUCGACUACCUGGUUCUUCACGGGCGGAUGAAGGAGAAGGAGGCGCGCGCAAAGUUCCGUCAGAUCGUCUCCGCCGUGCAAUACUGUCAUCAGAAACGAAUUAUACACAGAGACCUCAAGGCGGAGAACCUCCUCCUCGACGGCGAGAUGAACAUCAAGAUCGCCGACUUCGGGUUCUCCAACGAGUUCACGCCGGGCGCGAAACUCGACACGUUCUGCGGCAGCCCGCCAUACGCCGCGCCUGAGCUGUUCCAAGGCAAGAAGUACGACGGGCCCGAGGUGGACGUGUGGUCGCUGGGCGUGAUCCUUUACACGCUGGUGUCGGGCUCGCUGCCCUUCGAUGGGUCGACGCUACGGGAGUUGCGGGAGAGAGUGCUGCGCGGGAAGUAUAGGAUACCGUUCUACAUGUCGACGGACUGCGAGAACCUGCUCAAGAAGUUCCUCGUGCUCAAUCCCGCCAAGCGCGCCUCGCUCGAGAGCGUCAUGAGGGACAGGUGGAUGAACACGGGCUACGAGGACGACGAGCUGCGGCCGUACGUCGAACCCAGCCAGGACUUCAAGGACCACAAGCGGAUAGCGGCUGGCCCACACAACGCGCAAGUCGAAGCGCUAGUGUGCCUCGGCUACAACCGGCAGGAGAUCGAGUACUCUCUCGCGGAGGCGAAAUAUGACGACGUGUUCGCGACGUAUCUGCUCCUCGGCAGAAAGAGCACUGAUCCGGAGUCAGACGGCAGCCGGUCCGGGUCGUCGCUGUCGUUGCGGAACAACGCCGCGCCGCCGCCGCCCGCUCACCAGCCCGCGGGCUGCGGGUCGCCAUCGCACCGCGGCGUGCAGCGCUCCGUGUCGGCGAGCGCGCGCCCCGCCGCCGCCGCGCGGCGCGCGUCUUCCGGCGCCGAGGUGCCCCGCGCGCAAGGUACAACGACCAGCGCGGCGAACAACACCACUUCGACGUCCACGACUACCACGUCUAACUUCAAAAGACAGAACACGAUAGACUCCGCGUCUAUCAAGGAGAACACGGCUCGGAUCGCGCAGAUGCAGGUGCAGAACACCUCCCGGCCGACGAGCGCGCAGCCGAAGCUAGAGGGGCGGUCCCGCACCGCCGCCGCCCGCCGCGAGCACGCGCCUGCCGCCGCCCCGCCCAAACUGUCCCCGCCCCACGACACGCCCAGCGCCGCUCCGGAGGCCAAGAGCACGAACGGGGCGAAGACCCACGUGAAGAGCGCAUCCAUAUCGUCCACGACGGGCGCUCCGCCCCUCACAGCGGAGCCGCACAACGCGUCCGCGCGCGACCUCGCCGCUCCGCGUCCGAGCCUGAACUCCUCCCUGUCGACUGGCGGCGCUACCGGCGCGGGCGGCGGGGCGGCGGCGCGGCGCGACUUCCCCAACCCGCUGGUGUUCCCGCGCAACGUGCCCUCGCGAUCCACCUUCCACUCCGGUCAGACGCGGUCUCGCGGAGGCAGCGCGGGCGGCGCUUACGGCGACGGCGGCUCGCCUCACCAGCCGCGGACGUCGUUCUUCUCCAAGCUGUCGUCGAGGUUCUCGAAACGGUUGAAUCAGAACCCGUGAGGACGCGGCCGGGGGCAGAUCAGCUAAGUGUAGUGUGACGUGACCGCGGGUUACAGGGUGUGUACCACCGCUGCCACCAAAAAUUGUUGUCAUAAAAGCAAUGGACUGAACGAUGUUUUUUUUGCAUAUAAUUUUAAAUGUCAGUUAAGUACUGAAAGGUUAAAGGCUAAAUAGAUUUACGACCGAACAGCUCGAUUUUUGAGAAGCACCAGAGUCCAGAAUACAAUAUUUCAGUAUAUGUGAACAGUUGGGCAGAAUAAGUUAAAAUAGGAGUGAUUAUAAAGUGUGGUGGUUGUAUCACACCCUGUAUAACUUGUGCGAUGUCAAAUCUAUUCAAUCAGCGUAUGUAGAGUAUAUUUUAUAUGUGAAGAUUUUUAUAUUUGAUCGCUUAAAAUUAUAAUAAAGAAAAUUGCUUAUGAUUGAAAUUAAAUAUUAUAUAAAAAUAAAAUUAUUUUGUAUAUCUUUUAAAUUGUAUUGUACGCUGGUUCGAUAGAUUGCGAUAUGUUAUAAGAGUAAGUCGAUAACGUCGAGCCGGGCACGCAAUGUGAUUUAUUUUAUCGAUAAAUGUAACGAACAACACUAAUGUUGAAAAAGUUCAAACUUGAUAAAAUACUGAUUAAAAAUACAAUUUUUAAUUUUUCAAAAUACGAGUCCAAAAUGAUAACUGCUGCUAUAUAUUUGUCUCUUUCGCUCCUUGAUUAGAAAGAGACGAAAGUUUGUUGACAAGUAUUGUUGUUGUUAUAAUGAUACAUUGUUAAAGCAAAAAAAGCUUUUAUUCAUAAUAAAAUAUUGAUGGCAUUUAACUAAAUAAUUAUGAUCAUUAUUUAGUUUCAGUUAUAGCGAUGUUUGAUGUUUUAUUGUCAAUAAAAGCUUACAGUUUUGCUGUUUCAGAUGUAGGAGUCCUUAAAGUAUGUUAUGUUAAUCGUUUGACUUUGAGAGAGUUGUUUGACUUCUAAAAUUAAUUAUGAAAUGACUGAUUCCCAAGGCAUUCACCACGAAGCAAAUAAUCUUGCAAUUAAUAGUUAUUUCGUUGACCUUUUGUGACUUAUUAAAAAUAUUUUAUCAUAAUAUUAUAUUCCUUUGCAAUUGCAGCAAUUUUGGAUGGAAAUUUACUCUCUCAUAGUCGAAUGUGGGCUUAUUUAUUAAUUUAAGACUCUGAAUUUAAGGUGUGAAAAGACUUUGUGAGUUCACUCCUUUUGACCCCAGUUUCAUCACCCAAGUUUUAAAUUCAUGCUGUAAAAUUAUAGAUUUAAAAGGUGAAAAUAACUUUCUGAUUUUUGGUAUUUAUUUUUUUAUAUCUUUUAAACAAGGAGUUGAAAUUUGAAUGGGGUGAAAAGGGCUGAAAGUGUGCCCAAUGACAUUAUGUUAGGUCCAUUUCUAGCGGCGACUAUUCCGUAAACAUGUUUGUUAUUUCUAUGUUUGUUAAAAAAUACUUACUCGACACAAAAGACAAUACAAUAAAAAACCUACAGAAUUGAUUCCUAUUUAAAAAACAGUCCGGUAUGAGCUACUUUUAAAUAUCGUUUAAGAUAAUUUACUGAAAUAAUUCAAAGAUUCACCACAGGGUUAAAAAUAAAUUUAAGUGCUGACAAUAAUAAAAUUACAACACAGAUAACUCAACAUAAAAAAUUAAAAGUAAUAGCAUUUUCCAAUAAGUCCUACAAGAUGUAUGAACCAUAGGCAUAAACAAAAUCUGGUGGCGUUUUCACCACCGGGGUAAAAUUUGACGUUAAAACUUUUUAAUUUGUUUAAAAAAUGAGGGAAAAAUAUCAUCCUGCCGUUGGUUUUUCUUUUCUUCAAUUUUGUUAGAAAAAUAAACUGUUAAAUUUUUCUUGGUGUAAAUGCCGAAAACAUAAUAGCAAAGAUAUAUGAAUGUGUAACGGAAGUCUAGUCCCGCCGCGCGACGCAUUUCGCCCGUAGCUACAUCCCGUUUGGGAUUAUUUUUCCUCCGACGGGACAUUUAUGCCGAUGACAUGAGUAAUUAUUAUGGAAACUCGGAGGUAGAAUAAAUCUGAACGCACCUUAGUGUAAGUGAGACAGUUGUGCAUAGAUAUCGUACAUUCCACGAUCAUUGACGUCCCGACUGACGAAAUGUUACCAAAAAAAAGUUUUUUGUGCAAAAACAAAAAAAAAAUGCCCAAAAACUAAAACACGCAAGUAAUUCAUACUUGAGAUUAAACAGAUUAAAUUUAGAUGGGGUAUUGCUUCUGCAAAUAUUUAUUUUCACAAAGC